AUGCUUAGUUUCUUUACUCCAAGUCCUGACCGCAUUGAGUGGAGAGUGCAGAUCGUUGGCGAUUUCGCUCGCCGGCGGGAAGUAUACGGGGAUGGCGCGCUCGGCGGAGGCACGCGGGAGGCGCGCUCUCGAAAUAACCCGUCGUAUUUCGGUCGCACGCCCCCCGCCGCAUCGAGGCGCGCGCGCAACCGGCGCACCGCCGCCUCGCCACUAUCCGCUAACUAUUCGCAAUCGACCGACGUCUUGGUUGUUGGAUUUGGGCUA
This is a messenger RNA of Iphiclides podalirius (scarce swallowtail), 264 nucleotides long. Lineage: Eukaryota; Metazoa; Arthropoda; Insecta; Lepidoptera; Papilionidae. The record is from the annotation of a GenBank genome assembly.